ACUGCGCUCGAGGUGAGGCCUGCGAGUGUGGGGCCGGAGGCACGGCGUGAGCGGCGAGGCCGAGAGGAGGGCACACACAACUUGGGGAAGGAGAACGUAGUGACGCGGACGGGAUCGGUCUGCGGAGUGUGUAACGACGUCCGGCUCCAAGAGGACAUGGAGAGAGAGGAUGGGUAUAUAACCAUGGCACAUGGAGAUUUCUUGUUUUAAAGCCCAGAAAACUACACCACGGAACUAGUCUCUCAUAGCUUCUUUCUCAUCCAUCACCUCUGCCCUUGUCUAAAAGGAGAGCCCCCAAGAGGAAUGGCUGCUGUGUCUCCAACCACCGGAUGCCAGGAUCCAGUGACAUUUGAGGAUGUGGCCGUGAUCUUCACAGAGGAGGAGUGGGGGCAUCUGGUGCCCAUUCAGAGGGACCUCUACAAGGAGGUGAUGCUGGAGAACUACUGGAGCAUUGUCUCACUGGGACUUCCAGUUCCUCAACCGGAUAUGAUUUUUCAGUUGAAGAGUGAGGAAGAGGCAUGGAUAGUUGAUCUUCACGAACCUGAGGACAGAGAAUGUCCAGAGAAUGUUUCCUUAGACUGGGUACCUAAGCUUGAGAUUCAGGAUGCUUCAGAAGAAGAACAAGUAUCGGAAGGAACCUUCAGGGAAGCGCUUGAAAAUGAAGGUCUUUUGUGCCCUAAAAUUGAAGUUUAUAUACCAGAGAAUAGUUUGGAAACAGAGAAAGAAAACCCUGCAGUAGAGACUUUUCCCUUUUCCCAAGAAAAAAGCUUGCAGCAAGGGUCAACCCCUCCCCAAACAAUUAUUUUUAAAGAAAGAGACCAAGUGUGCAGAAACUGUGGGAAGACAUUUUUUGACCACUCAUCCCUUAUCCGCCACCUGAGGACGCACACCGGAGAGAAGCCCUAUAGAUGUCACGAGUGUGGAAAAGUGUUCAGUCAUAGAAGCAGUCUCAGUAGACAUCGGAUGUCUCAUACUGGGGAGAGCCCUUAUGAAUGCAAUGUGUGUGGGAAAGCUUUCUUUGACCGUUCAGCCUUAACUGUACAUCACCGAAUUCAUACUGGAGAGAAGCCCUUUAUAUGCGGUGAGUGUGGAAAAGCCUUUUUUGAUCGUUCAUCCCUUACAAGACACCAGAGAAUUCAUACUGGAGAAAGUCCUUUUGAAUGUAACCAAUGUGGGAAAGCUUUCAGCCAGAAAAGUAUCCUUACUCGACAUAAGCUAAUCCAUACUGGUAGGAAGCCUUAUGAAUGUAAUGAGUGUGGGAAAGCCUUCUAUGGUGUCUCAUCACUGAAUAGACAUCAAAAAGCUCAUACUGGAGAGCCUCGUUAUCAUUGUACUGAGUGUGGGAAAGCUUUUUUUGACCGCUCACCCCUUACCCAGCAUCAGAAAAUACAUACUGGAGACAAGCCAUAUGAAUGCAGUGAAUGUGGGAAAGCCUUUAGCCAGCGAUGUCGGCUUACUCGACAUCUGAGAGUUCAUACAGGAGAGAAGCCCUUUGAAUGUGGUGUUUGUGGGAAAGUUUUCAGUUCUAAAUCUUCAGUUAUUCAACAUCAACGACGUUAUGCCAAACAGGGAAUAGACUGAAUCACGUGAAAGCUUUAGUCAGAAGAACCACCGUGAAACUUAAGCUAGGUCUUUCCCAUCUUGAAUCCGUCAUGUGAUCAUUCCACCAGUCUGGCUAGUCCUGUAUUUUUGUUGUUGUUGUUGCAUAUAAUACAACGCACAUAAGUAAUGCAAAUAAUGCACAUAGGAAGCUAAUGUGUGAGGGGCUUGUGCUGUUUGCAAAACUAAUGAGCAUAUAAUAUGUGUCAUUUGCAUUAAAAGUAGUAUUCUCCUUCCUGAUCUGCCACCAUAAUGUUUGAAUCAUCACUCUACAUCAGCUAUGUUAAUGUGGGAUGCCUGAAAUAAGGAUAUAACUCUAGCAAUCCAAAAUUUUGGAGAAGCUUGUCAGAUGAUCUGAUAAAUCAGUUCUCAACUUGUGAGUCGCAACCCCUUUGAAGGUUGAAGGACCCUUUCACAGGGGUCGCCUAAG
Molecule: messenger RNA, 2029 nt
Organism: Echinops telfairi (small Madagascar hedgehog)
Lineage: Eukaryota; Metazoa; Chordata; Mammalia; Afrosoricida; Tenrecidae
Product: zinc finger protein 2
Exons: 5
Coding region: 304-1581 (425 amino acids)
Biological process (GO): regulation of immune system process; negative regulation of transcription by RNA polymerase II; regulation of cytokine production
Molecular function (GO): DNA-binding transcription factor activity; RNA polymerase II cis-regulatory region sequence-specific DNA binding
Source: RefSeq, a predicted model, not a curated record